AACAGAAGGAUUGCAGGGAUAAUGCUAUUGGGGCGGCGGAUCACUUACUUCUGACGUUCCAAAGCCUCAGGGAGUUGGCUCAAGAUUGCUAGUCUUUGAUAAGGUCCUUGCAACUUAGUAACAACUUUGUUGUUCCAAAAAUUACAGAUAAAAAAUCCUCCGGCUAGUUUUCUUAAUACUUUCGCUCACUAUCAAUAUCUCACGAUUAAUGUAUAUAAUCUCUGCGUUCACUGUCUGGUUAACGCAAACCAUUAGGUUUAUCGUUGCUUUUAAAGCGCGAAAGGGAAUUAUUCUUUUCUAUGUAGCUUUCGGGACCGGGCUGUCGGUUUCUUACUUUGAUGUCCGCAGUUAAACCCUGAGCCCAGUUCGUAUUGGAAUAGCCUGGAGGAGAUCUGCUGCUUGCUUAUGACUGCUUGAAACACUACCUGGAGAGAGAAGGGGGAACGGGUUCCUCUUUUUUGGUGCGGGGAGAAAAAAGUUACGUUUGAAUUCCCCCUUCUCUUAAAAAAAAUACGAAUCUAAGACACGCAUGAGGACUGCCGACUGGUGGAAACUGUGGAUUACUUUUUUUUUGCAUUUUCAAAGGCGCAAAACUCAUGGAUCGAUGAGUGAACAAGGGCCGAGGAGCUCCCCUGCUGAUUUAAGAGAGUGAGGAGAUUACAGUCGAGCUCAGAGGCGGCGAGCAACACACAAGGAGACAGGAGCUGGAGCCAUGAGCAGGGCGCUUACGGAUCACAUCAGCACUAGCUUCAGAGAAGAUGCCCCUCGCCCUCCCGUCCCGGGGGAAGAGGGAGAGACGCCAUGCCACAAUAUCAACAAAUUUGCCAUGAUGAGACCCCAGACUAAGGCUAAAUCGGUUGUUGUCGCUUCUCCCGGCCCCACGCCGAGGAGAAACGAGGAUGGACUUGGAGAGCCUGAAGGAAGCGCUUCUCCGGAUUCUCCGCUCGCUCGGUGGACCAAGUCGUUGCAUUCGCUUCUAGGGGACCAGGACGGUGCUCAUCUCUUCAGGACCUUUUUGGAACGGGAGAAAUGUGUAGAUACCUUGGACUUCUGGUUCGCCUGCAAUGGCUUCAGGCAGAUGGACCUGAAGGAUACCAAAACGCACAGAGUUGCCAAAGCUAUUUACAAACGGUACAUCGAGAACAACAGCAUUGUCGCCAAACAGCUGAAGCCAGCUACUAAAACCUACAUCAAGGAUAGUAUUAAGAAGCAACAGAUAGACUCUGCGAUGUUCGACCAAGCACAGACCGAGAUCCAGUCAACGAUGGAGGAAAAUGCCUACCAGAUGUUUCUAACGUCUGAAAUAUACCUCGAAUUUGUGCGUACUGGGUGCGAGAACCCAGCUUACGUUAAUCAUAAUGGCUUAGGGAGCCUCAAGUUGAUGUGUGGCUAUCUGCCCACGUUGAAUGAGGAAGAGGAGUGGAGUUGCAAUGACUUAAAAGCGAAAGCUUUGGCUUCUGUAGUUGGGCUAUCAGCAAAAGCGUUACGGGCAACUAUGUCCAUGAGGACAACAGAGGUGCUGGAGAAUGGAUAUAGAUCACACAAACAUGGAGACCCGGCGAAUCCCUAUCACGUCAAUUCGGGCUACAUCUUCGCCCCUGCCACCAGCGCCAACGACAGCGAGAUCUCCAGCGACGCCUUGACGGACGACUCCAUGUCCAUGACGGACAGCAGCGUGUAAGUGUCAGGCGAGCGGGCUGUGUCGAGCCACGCGAUGACAUUGUCGUUAGAUCAUACAACACGUCAGGCUCACCAGAGUAUGAAAAUUACCCCCCCCCCCCCCAUACCUAGGACACGCCGCCUGCCCAAAGAGAUGACCCCCGUGGAGCCCGCCGCAUUCGCCGCCGAGCUCAUCGCCCGCCUUGAGAGGCUCAAGCGCGAGCAGGAGACCAGGAGCUCGCUGGAGGAGCGGCUGCAGCAGAUCCAGGAGGAGGAGGAGAGGGAUGAGGGUGACGUGCCAAACGGUGCCCCCCACCACCCCAGCCACCCCCUGGGCCUGCUGCCGUCCGGCUCCUGCGAGGAAGACCCCCAGGCCAUCCUGGACGAGCACCUCUCCCGGGUCCUAAAGACCCCCGGGUGCCAGUCUCCCGGCAUGGCGCGCCACUCCCCGCGCUCCCGCUCUCCCGAACUGCGCAACGGCACCGUCGCCCCCAAGCCGCUGCCACCGGGCCCUGCGGUGGGCUCCGGCGGUCCAGGCUGCGGGCUGGCCAAGGCCUUCCUGGGCCGACAGCCCACCAAGCAUGUGCACCAUCACUACAUCCAUCACCACGCCGGCCCCAAGACCAAGGAGCAGAUCGAGGCGGAGGCCGCCCAGCGCGUGCAGGGUCUGUGCCCCGCAAUCACAGACUACUCCGCUUACCACAAGUGCCGCGGCCACGGCAAGGAGCAGGGCAGCAGUCCAGCCGAAUCCAGCCUGGGGCGCCCCUGUGCUUUCUCCAAGCGGCUGGGCAAGUCUGGCGAGGGGGCAGCCCUGGCCAACGGCGACGGCGGGGGCUGUGGCGGCGCCCCGCCGCAGCUGCCGUCCGACGGUACGGACCGCACGCAGAACGUGUGGCAGUGGAUCCUGGAGAGCGAGCGGCAAGUCAAGCACAAGACCCACGGCAACCAGGGCCUCAAGAAGGUGUACGGUACGGAUUCCUCGAAGACCCCCCCAGGCCGGCCGCACGCCUGGGGUGGGGGCGGGGGCAAUGGUCACCUCCGUGCGCACCACCCAGCUCACCCCUUCGUCCAGGACCCUGCUAUGCCCCCGCUGCCCCCUCCGAACACGCUGGCUCAACUCGAGGAGGCCUGUCGUCGUCUGGAGGAGGUCUCUAAGCCGCCCAAGCAGAGGCAUUCAGCGUCGAGCCUUCAGAGAGACCGGAGCCAUCCGCCGCCGUUGCCGAGCGCGAGCACCCCCGCCUCCUGUCCCGGACCUCAGACAGACGAAGUGAAAGAGCCAAAGAAGCCAGCCGCUUCCCACAAUGCACUGGGCACCGAGCUGGUGGUGACGUACUUCUUCUGCGGAGAGGAGAUUCCUUACCGAAGGAUGAUGAAGACUCACAGUCUGACACUUGGGCAUUUCAAGGAGCAGCUCCGCAAAAAAGGGAAUUACAGGUACUACUUCAAGAAGGCCAGCGACGAGUUUGAGUGCGGGGCAGUGUUUGAGGAGGUGUGGGACGACGGGGCUGUCCUACCCAUGUACGAAGGCAAGAUCCUGGGCAAGGUGGAGCGAAUGGAAUGAGGACCAGCGGAUGUAGAAUGAGGGACUCUGUCGGAAACCUUGCCAGGGGAGAACUGGCCUUCAAACCCCCUGAAGGUGCCACAUUUUAAUUUUUUAUUUUUUUUAAUUUUAAGCUAAACAGAGUUAAUAUAUCCAAUGGGCAGCAGGCAUGUAACGCUGUUGAAGGAACUUGAGCCAAUGAAGUACCAUAGAUGCAGGAGCAAGGAGAACCCAGCAGAUGACUUUUAAAACCGACCAGCCUUAGUAAAACAAGGGAAUCUGAUCAUGUUGGGAGGGGGGACCUUGAGGACCACUUCACAAGGAGAGCACAGGAAGGAAGCACUACAAGCGUAACCACUGUCUGAAGAUGUGCAAGACUGUUCUGACCAAUAGACUGCAGUGCACCGAGAUAUGGCUAACUGGAGGACUGGCACGGAACCCGCGACGGACUGGCACGGAACCCAGCGCUGUGCCACUGCUCUCCUUGUGCUUUUUAUUAUGUUCCUGGUGUUCAUACGUCUGCACAUACGUACGUGCAUUUAUGUAUAUAUACAUGUAUUAUAUAAUGAUGCUUUUGUCAUGAUUAAAGUUUUAUAAAUAUUUAUUGAACUGUCAUUACCCUCCUGCCCCAUGUCCAGUAGAUGGACAAGCUGCUUUUGAUGACUGGGAGAAAACAAGGGUGAUUUUUAAACUGUUGGAAAUGUAACCCCCCCCCCCCAAACCAGGAAGGCCAAUCAUAAAUCGGCUUCCUCAGCUCCAGACAUGUAUUGCCCUUGGAGGCCGCUGCUGAUUGGUGUGCUUUUUUUGUCAGGUGAUUGGAGUAUCCAGUAUCCAGUGGAUAUGGCCAGUGCCUUUUCAGGGGGGGCAGGUGUGGCUGUAGGGAAGACGGGGGAGUAAAAAUGAAAAGAAGAUUAAAAAAAAAAAAAAAACGAUUAGGACAUUAUGAGGAGAGACUUGGAGCGCGUCAGAUCAUGUAUUAGAGACGAAGUACAUCUAUAGCAAAUCUGAAACUCUUGCUAAUGUCGGUUUUAUUUGUCAGUCAUCUUUACAUCCUAAAUGUUUGAGUCACUCUGCAGUUUAAUGAAUGAAUUUGUAUGUUGUAGUGUAGUAUCUGGACACAGAGCACCUGUAUAUAUUGUACUUAUGCAUUAUAAACAAUAGAGAAUACACUAUUGCUAGUGUUUUAUUAGUACAGCAACUGUGCCUACAUGGAGUCUGUACCGUGUGUUGCCCUGAUUCAGGGUCUAAUAUUCCCUCAGUUUUCCGAAGGGUUUUAUGUUGAAAAGAUAUUUUUAUGCUUUUAAUAUCUUGUAAUCUUUUUUUUUUUUUUCCCUCAACCAUGACUUUUUUUUUCUUCUAUCUAAACUGUAAAUUAUGCAUUAUAUAAAGAGUUUCAUUUAAAGAUUCCUUGGUACUAUAAUUAUUGUAAUUAUUAAGAGAUGUAGCCUUUAUUAAAAUUUUAUAUUUUUCAAAUGAAA
Paramormyrops kingsleyae is the source of this 4677-nucleotide messenger RNA. The record is from RefSeq and is a predicted model, not a curated record. Lineage: Eukaryota; Metazoa; Chordata; Actinopteri; Osteoglossiformes; Mormyridae.